Messenger RNA from Manis pentadactyla (Chinese pangolin), 1394 nucleotides. Its product is annotated as AP-2 complex subunit beta-like. Gene Ontology annotation, molecular function: clathrin binding. The record is from RefSeq and is a predicted model, not a curated record. Gene Ontology annotation, biological process: vesicle-mediated transport. The transcript is spliced from 5 exons. Lineage: Eukaryota; Metazoa; Chordata; Mammalia; Pholidota; Manidae. The coding region runs from base 575 to 1183 and encodes 202 amino acids.
AGCCCCCGCUGGCCGUUAGGGCACGUUUGCGGGGUGCGGGCUCGCCUGGCGAGGCGUUCUUUCCUCGCUUGGGCUGGUUUUGCCUCGCAACCGCUGCGGAAAGCCCCGCCUCUGAAUCUCUCCCGGCAGAGGUCUUUUUGACGGGGUGUUUGGGCGCGCGGCGCCCGAGUGUGGCUCCUGGAGCCCCCGCUCGGGCCUGCUGCUGCGGCCUGUGUUCCUGCGCGCGAUGGACUUAGGAGCGGAGGAAUGCAAGGGAACACGGAGAGGGAAGCCUUCCUCUGUGCGCCGCGCAGUUGUGGUUACUUUAUAUUCGGCCGCCUUCCCAGAAGGAUUUGAAGCAACUUAGAGGGAUAGAAGCCUUGGCUUAAUUGCCGCCAAUUAUAAAGAUGAUUAGAAUGGAAAAGGUUCUUGCUGUUCCUCAGACGGUUAAUCUUCAUUCAAGCUGGGGGCUUAACUGCUUACAACAGUUCAGUAAAUGACAAUACCUUUAUAAGCAGAAUUGAAACAUUUAUCUUUCUACCUGACCCCUCCGGAAUUUAAAAACUUUCAGUGAGUAUUUUUGUUUUAUGGCAGUAUGUUCAUUUGCAGAAGCUCAGUAAGAAUCUGCUUUCCUUGUAACAGGACCAAUCAUAAAAACACUGAUUAUAUUACCAAGGCUUUGACUGAGAGACUCACGUGCAUAAACUCAGAUAUAAACAGCUUUAAGAAACUUGAGAUUGACUUUAUAGAGCCAAUGAAGCCCCUUGGAAGAAUUGGCCUGGUACGUUGCUUACAGGGUUCCCAGCAGCCUUACCAGGUGGUGGCUAAUACUGUAGCAGCAUUACCUGACAUCAGCGAAUCUCACCCAAAUAGCACCUUACUUGAUCUGAACCCACAGAACAUUAAUAAGCUGCUGACAGCCCUGAAUGAGUGCACCGAAUGGGGCCAGGUUUUCAUCCUGGACUGCCUGUCUAAUUACAACCCUAAAGAUGACCGGGAGGCUCAGAGCAUCUGUGAGCGGCUAACUCCCCGACUAUCUCAUGGCAACUCAGUGGUGGUGCUUUCAGCAGUAAAAGUCCUAAUGAAAUUUCUAGAGUUGUUACCUAAGGACUCUGACUACUACAAUAUGCUGCGGUAUGUCGCCCUGAGGAAUAUCAACCUAAUUGUCCAGAAAACAUUGGGAAAAGAUGAAUUGCAGGCCUGAAUCUUGAAGCAGGAAAUCAAAGUCUUCUUUGUGAAGUACAAUGACCCUAUCUAUGUUAAACUAGAGAAGUUGGACAUAAUGAUUCAUAUGGCAUCCCAAGGCAACAUUGCUCAGGUUCUAGCAGAACUGAAGGAGUAUGCCACCCACGUAGAUGCUGACUUUGUUCAUCAAGCUGUGCGGGCCAUUGGAAGGUGCGCCAUCAAGGUGGAGG